Messenger RNA from Armigeres subalbatus, 740 nucleotides. RefSeq lists its product as uncharacterized. NCBI's taxonomy places the organism in Eukaryota, Metazoa, Arthropoda, Insecta, Diptera, Culicidae. The record is from RefSeq and is a predicted model, not a curated record. The transcript has 2 exons. The coding region runs from base 46 to 693 and encodes 215 amino acids.
GCCAUCAUUCCACAUCUAAACGUUGACAAAUAAAUUACCCGCGGAAUGUGCUCCUCAUCGCAAAUAAUCUCCAUAUUUUUAUUCGUGGUGUUUCUCGUUUCGACAUGUAGUGCAAGCUGUAACGAAACGGAGUCAUCGCUGUCGCACUGUGAAGCAGAUUCUCGGCAAAAACGAUUUCUAUCGUUUCCCGUCAACGGGGGACUGCUGAAAGUGAUUUUCGGUAUGGCCCUUCCGGUCGCUUUCAAUCACAAAACCAAGAGAAGCUUGAACGCGGCCAUGAAUUUGCAAGGCAACUAUCGAAUCCUGCAAAACAUUAUUUGGCCGGUCCCAGAGGACAUUUUCACGAACCGGUUGAACUCCGACUUCAAAGACAGUAGCCGACUGCAGUUGUAUCGCGUAUUGGAACAUAUCUUGGACACUCAAGGAAAAAACGGACGAAACUGCAUAAUGAGGACAAUUUGUGAUCUGGCUGAUACACCGCUGACGCAUAAUGGAAUGGUUGGGGAACUGAUUGAUUUGAUAUUUACACCAAGUGAAACAGAUGAUGUUGAAGAAGAGUAUCGUACGGCCCGGAAGUAUGGAAUGAAUGGAGUAAAUUGCUCAGCAGUGUACAAAGAAUGUCCAUAUGGACAUGGUCUGCUUGAUGCAUUUAGUACUAUUGUGUCGCCUCUAUCAAAUAUAGUAUUCAAAUAGUAUAUGAAUUUAGAUUGAACAGCAGAAAAAAAAAACAUGGAAACGAA